Molecule: messenger RNA, 5178 nt
Organism: Alternaria burnsii
Lineage: Eukaryota; Fungi; Ascomycota; Dothideomycetes; Pleosporales; Pleosporaceae
Product: glycoside hydrolase family 35 protein
Exons: 8
Coding region: 1-5178 (1725 amino acids)
Biological process (GO): carbohydrate metabolic process
Cellular component (GO): vacuole
Molecular function (GO): beta-galactosidase activity
Source: RefSeq, a predicted model, not a curated record
AUGACUGUCGCUGUCGCAAACCUGGCUCAGCUACGCAAAGAGCUAGGCGUCGAAGGCCAAGCCCUGCUUGACUACGCGCCGCACUCAAAGAUCAGAUAUGCACCUCAGACACAUGACCAGCGCGCUGUCCCUUUCAAGCUUCUGUUUGGCCAGAUCACCGACAAGUAUACCAAGGAAUUACUACAUGUCUGGAUAUUGCUAUACCCACCAAACAAAGAACGUGGAAAUGCGGAGGUGCAGUUUCACUCAUUAGAUCCUGAGAUCAGGCACGACGACAGUAACAUCAGCGCUACAAUCACCACGAUUGCCGAUGCCUUCAAAACACCAAGGAGAGGUUCGAAGAACAAGUAUGUAGCACUGGCAAAGUACUACUUUCUUAAUAUUAUCAUAUCAAACUGGACGAGACAGGAAAGCGAAUAUGACCUAGCAAUACCAAUACCCAUCACGAAGAGUCUUACCGACGCGCUGAAGACCGCUUGCCGCGAGUUUGAGGCGGAGGCAAAAGCCAAUCUCUCGGACACGCAGUCGCGAUCCCAAUCGGCAACGCUUGUGGAUGAUGAUGAGGAUAGCGUUCUUAGUGAUGCUCCAGAGGAUCCGCUUGAGCCCGCCCAGCCGAUCAUUCCUGCAACGGUACCUGCUUCUACCUACAGCGCUUCAGCUUCUCAGUUGGUCGAAGAUCUCACCAAACUCCAGCACGAAGAAGUUAAAAUCCUAGAUUCCCAGAGCACGAUAGUAGCACAGAUAGCGGCGUCGAAACUUGCCCUACAAGAGAUAGGCGAGGCACUUCGGGAGGAUGAAGAGAAGAAUCGAGGGAUUGAAGAGAAGCUGAAAGAGAUUGGUGCUCGUCGAGAACAGUUAUUGGAGGGCAUGAGUGCCAUGGAAGCUACAAUGAAGAUGUUGCGCGGGCUCGUGAGCCUUGCGCUCGCGUCCGUCUACGCACAUCAUGCGGCAGCACGAGCAGUAAACGGAAACCCACGCAGUCUAAUCGUGGAGGAGCGGGCACCGCUGCAAGACAUUGUAACGUGGGACGAGCAUUCGCUCUUUGUUCACGGCGAGCGUGUCAUUUUCUGGGGCGGCGAAUUUCAUCCUUUCCGCCUUCCCGUUCCAAGCCUUUGGCUAGACGUCUUCCAGAAAAUCAAGGCUAUGGGAUACAAUGGUGUUUCUUUCUACUCUGCGUGGGUUAUCCAUGAAGGCAAGCCGGGAGACUUCCGUGCUGAGGGUAUCUUUGACUGGGUUCCCUUCUUUGAGGCUGCGAAAAAAACCGGAAUCUAUCUCAUUGCUCGACCCGGCCCAUACAUCAAUGCCGAAGUAUCGGGAGGUGGCUUUCCGGGAUGGCUGCAGCGCAUCUCUGGUAAUCUUCGGACGCCAGAUGAGGACUAUCAGGCAGCCUCCAAGAACUACAUCGAAUCGAUAACACCCAUCAUCGCGAAAGCGCAGAUAACUAACGGUGGCCCAGUUAUAUUGUUCCAGCCUGAGAACGAGUAUUCCAUGGGUGCGAAUAACGUAACAUUUCCUGACGCAGAUUAUAUGAACACACUGAUGCGCCAAUUUCGGGACCUUGGCAUUGUGGUGCCUUUCAUCAACAAUGUUGCUUGGCCUAAUGGCGUUAACGCGCCUGGCACAGAUGCCCCGGUUGACAUUUACGGCCAUGACUCGUAUCCAUUAGGCAUGAACUGUACUGAUCCUACUUACUGGAUCGAUGAUGCUUUGCCCACAAACUGGAGGGAGACACAUCUCAAUCAGAGCGCAAGUACACCAUACACAAUUCCAGAGUUUCAAGGCGGGGCGUAUCAAAGCUGGGGACAGGACGGUUUUGAUCGUUGUGCCCUCUUCACAGGAAAAGAGUUUGAGCGCGUAUUUUACAAGAACAACAUCGCUGCAGGGCUUACAAUAUCGAAUGUGUACAUGACAUUUGGUGGCACCAACUGGGGCAACUUGGCGGGUGCUGGCAACUACAUGUCGUACGAUUACGGUGCAGUCAUUACAGAAGAACGUCAGGUACAUCGUGAGAAAUACAGCGAAGCCAAGCUGAUUGCACACUUUGUGCAAGCGUCGCCCGCGCUAGCUUCAGCAGUACCUGGAUACAAUACCACAGGAGUCUACGCGACCAACGAGGCCAUCACGGUGACGCCGCUCAUUGGCGAAAAGACCAGGUUUUACGUCGCACGCCAAACGAAAUACAACUCCCUCGCAUCAGAGACAUACAAGCUUACGGUUCAAACCAGUCAGGGCAACAUCACAGUACCGCAGCUUGGAGGGGAGUUGUCCAUCAACGGUCGUGACUCAAAGAUCCAUGUUGCAGACUACAACAUAGGCGAAUUCAACUUGCGUUACUCCAGCGCCGAAGUCUUUACAUGGAAGAUCUACCAAGAAAGAACAGUUCUUAUUGUGUAUGGAGGCAUGGGUGAAACCCAUGAGUUGGCCGUCGCUGAGACCAGUGGAGCAACAGCAGUGGAGGGCUCAGGUGUCAAGUUCUCGAAUCGCAACGGCAACACCAUCUUGCACUGGACCACUAGUGAGAAUCGUCGCACGGUACGCGUCGGUUCGGAUUUGUACAUCGUCAUACUCGACCGCAAUUCUGCAUACGAUUACUGGACCGUGAGUACGUCACCAGAAGGUAGCUACUCCCAUGUCGCGACACCAUCUAGCGAUCUUAUCGUCCGUUCUGGCUACCUUGUUCGUAAUGCUACGAUGACAGAUGCGGAUAUUCAUCUUUCUGGCGACGUCAAUGCAACAACAGAUGUUGAGGUACUUGGGGGUGCCCAUGCACAUAGUGGGGGGCUCAUCUUCAACGGAGUUUCGAUCCAGUCGAAGCUCGAUAGAAACGGCUUCCUGAAGGCUGCUGUAGGUUUUCAAGCUCCUGCUCUCCAGCUACCGAGCUUGAGUACUCUCGAUUGGAAAUACACGGAUGCGCUACCUGAACUCGACUCAUCGUACGACGAUUCGAUGUGGACGGCUGCCGAUCGCACGGAUACCAACAAUACGUAUUGGCCAUUGACCACCCCAGCCGUACUCUGGGGCUCUGAAUAUGGGUACAAUACGGGCUCAUUGAUAACUCGCGGACACUUCAUCGCGACAGGCAAUGAGGAUGUGAUUCAUCUCAAUGUCUCCGGAGGACCAGCGUUCGCUUUCUCAGCCUGGGUAAACCAGACCUUUAUCGGAUCGUGGCCGGGAACUAAGGAUGCGGCCAUCGCCAACAUGACACUAAACAUGCCCGUACUGCAUCGCGGCGAGCACUAUGUAUUGACAGUGUUGAGCGACCAUAUGGGACAGUAUGGCAACUGGUUUGCUGGAUACAACGAGAUGAAGACACCGCGUGGCAUCAUUGGAUACAGCUUCCCAGGUCACACCCCAUCUCCUUUCAAUGCGUCGCGACUCGAUGAUGGUAUCAGGUGGAAGAUAACAGGCAAUCUCGGGGGUGAAGACUACUCGGACAAGUCGCGCGGCCCGCUCAACGAAGGCGCUCUUUGGGUCGAACGAAAAGGUUACCAUCUCCCCUCAGCACCCACUUCAAAUUGGGUCGAUAGCGCCGGUCCAGGUACUGGUUUGUCACACGCUGGCGUCUGCUUUUACAGUACUACCCUUCCCCUCGAUAUACCCGGCGGCUGGGACAUACCUCUAUCUUUCAUCUUCAAUGGCGACGCGUUCAAUGGCCAAGGUCGAGGGUGGCGCGCCCAGCUCUGGGUUAACGGAUAUCAAUUCGGGAAGUUCGCAAACGGUAUCGGACCACAGCGACGAUUUCCGGUACCCGAGGGUAUACUGAACUAUCGCGGCGAUAACUACAUUGCUGUAAGUAUUUGGGGACUUGAGUCUGGGGCUGUGAAACCUACGAGCAUCGAGUUGGUGGCUGGUAUGCCGGUGCAGAGUGGCUCAAUCUUCACGACCAUGGAAGCUCUGCCUCCUCGAUCCGCUAGCAACCCUUCCCUCGACAAGCUCUGGCGCGACCUUGGAGAAGACGCGGCUCUCCUGAAAUACCUGCCUUACAGGCGCGCCACCUUUGAGUCACAGAAUGAGAUCCCCGAAGCAGCACCCGAGCGACUCCUGUAUGGCGACAUGCUCAAGAACAAGGAUCAGCUCUGGAUCUAUUUUACCCUCAAUUCCCAUCAUAAGCAAAAGAGCAACUACGCGAGUAUGUUGACCUUUCAGACCAUCAAGGGCGCUACAAAUCACGAGGCGAGUGUGCGUCCAGGUACAGUCCCAAAGGUUGCACUAGCAUCACGGGUAUUCAAGCAUGCACAAGGUUACCAAGCAUUCGAGGCAGUAGCCAAAUACUUCUUCAUUCAAAGAGGUAUCGACAAGCAACUCCAGUUCCCAGUAUCGUCCACACCUUUUCGAGACAGUCUUGUGCGCGUGUGCCACCAUUACAAGGACGUGUACAAAGAGUUGAAGAGCAUAGGUUCAGCAAGCCGGCGUUCAUCGAUCAUGACUACUGGCGGUAACCAUGAGAUGGAUCCUGCGCGACCCCACGGCUUUCAAGAGCCCUCGCGCGCGGCUUCAGAGGCUCCCUUCCUAGGUCAUUCUUCGUCAGCUUCUUCGAUGCUUUCUCCAGUCCAGUCACGACUGUCAUCAGGAGCGCUGUCGCGCGGCUCGUCUCGGGCUAUGAGCCUGAGUGGCGUCGAGGGUCGUAAGCGCCAGCAUAGCGCAAGUCCUGACCAACCCCAGUUUUCCAAGCACCAAGAGUCUCAUAAACAGCCAGGGCGAAGCAACGCGAUCGAGGACAAGGCCGGCGGCUUUUCUUCCUACUCACAGCCACCUUCGCCAUUCCUUGUGACUGCUCCGCCUCUUCUUCCCGAGCGUACCCUUGGGGAGAAUAUGGAAGAAGCUCAAGUCAAUGAGAGCAAUCUAGAGUCUGGACAAUCAGUGGACGAAGGCCAUCUGGGCGACAUCGAUCGAAACACCAUGAUGGAUCAGUACAUCGCGCUUAAGGCUCAGGAAGAAGAGCUCGACGGCAGGAUUGGUGACAUGGAGAUGAAGCGUGCUAAUAUCGCUGAUCAAGUCGCAGAGCUUCAAGCGGAUAUGAACGCGAUCGACGACCGCAAAGGAGACCUGGAAGGAGAGAAGGCUCGCGUGCGAGCGGAGAAGAGGAAGCUACGAAUUAAGUUGGACGAAGACGAGCAUCUUGACUUCGGCUUUGAAGCAGGACGGAGAAUGGAGGCUAAACGCCAGAGGAUGGAAUAA